GAUUCUCAUUAUUACUAGCUGACAUGGGCUGACGAGGAACUCUACAUACUAGAGUUUUUAGGUAGGUCCGGCCCGCCUGCUCCCUCUGUGAGCCUUGGGUUCUCUUCUGUCUGUCUCUCUCUGCAGCAUGCGUGCAUGUGCAUCCAAGCCAUCCAUGGCCGCAGAAGCAACGGGCGGCAGCGUGCGCGCGGGCGCUCACGGCGGCGCUGGAGCUCCCAAAUUAGCUCGCCCACGGCUACCUGCGCGCUCCGCCCAACACUGCGGCCCAGCGCCACCGCCCACCGCCCACCGCCCACCGCCCACCUUAAAGAUCGACGGCAACAACGCCACUGCUCCCCUCAGGCCGGCCGGCACCGUCCACGACCGACGACGACCAUGGCGAGUAACAAGCCCCUGCUCGUCGUCGCCCUCGCAGCAGCAGCCGUCCUGCUGCUGCUGCUGCCGCGGCAGGCCGCGGCGUUCGGCCCGCCGGUGGUGGCGCCGGGCGCGCAGGGGACGCCCGGCGCGGCGUUCGGCAGCUGGAUCGCCGCCAACGAGAAGAGCUACAAGACCAACGUGGCGCUGUACGCGAUGAAGGCCGCCGGGGACGGCGCCAAGGUCCUGGACGCCAACCUGACGGCGGCGGAGGAGAAGCGGGUCACCUACAAGGUGGACCCCUCGGGCGGCGGCGACUACGCCACCAUCACCGCCGCGCUGGCCGACGUCCCCGAGGGCAACGCCAAGCGCGUCGUCCUCGACCUCAAGCCCGGCGCCGUGUUCCGCGAGAAGAUCUUCCUCAACCUCAGCAAGCCGUUCCUCACGUUCCGGUCGGACCCCAUGUCCCCGGCCACCAUCGUGUGGAACGACACGGCGGCGACCACCGGCAAGGACGGCAAGCCCGUCGGCACGGUGGGCAGCACCACGGUGGCCGUCGAGUCGGACUACUUCUCGGCGCACGGCGUCGUGUUCCGGAACGACGCGCCGCUGGCCAAGCCCGGCGCCAAGGGGGGCCAGGCGGUGGCGCUGCGGGUGUUCGGCACCAAGGCCGCCUUCUUCAACUGCACCAUCGACGGCGGGCAGGACACGCUGUACGACCACAAGGGCCUCCACUACUUCAAGGACUGCCUCAUCCGCGGCAGCGUCGACUUCAUCUUCGGCUUCGGCCGGAGCUUCUACGAGGGCUGCCGGAUCGAGUCGGUGGUCAAGGAGGUGGCCGUGCUCACGGCGCAGCAGCGCACCAAGUCCAUCGAGGGCGCCAUCGACAGCGGCUUCUCCUUCAAGAACUGCAGCGUCGGCGGCGUCAAGGGCGGGCAGAUCUACCUGGGGCGGGCGUGGGGGGACUCGUCGCGGGUGGUCUACUCCUACACGACCAUGGGGGAGGAGGUGGUGCCCAUCGGCUGGGACGGCUGGAACGUCGCCAAGCCGGAGAGCAGCGGCAUCUACUACGGCGAGUUCAAGUGCUCGGGACCCGGCGCCGACGCCAAGAAGAAGAAGAGGGUCGGGUGGUCGCUCGACCUCACCGAGGAGCAGGCCAAGCCCUUCGUCGGCACGCACUACAUCUUCGGCGACUCGUGGAUCCAGCAGCCGACGGCGUACGGCAGCGGCGGCGGCUCAUCCUCCAGCAAGGGGAAGAACACGACAACAGCGGCGGCGGAAUCUGCCGGUACGAAUACGACGGCGACGAAAGGCGGCGCAAAGGCGUCGUCGGGGGCGACUGAGAAAGACGCGGAAGAGGGGGCGAGUACGUCGUCGUCGGGCUCAAAAGACGCAAAGGAAUCGGGGACGACGACGUCGUCGUCGGCGACGAAAGGCACAGAGGAAGAGGAGAAGACGUCGUCAUCGUCGUCGGCGACGAAAGGCUCAAAGGAAGAGGAGAAGACGACGUCGGCGGCGGCGACAAAAGAGAAGUAGGCGUGGGUACAUUUAUUUUAUUUAUUCAGGUCUUGUUCGGUUAAUUCCCUCUCCAAUUUCAUUGGAGGAUUGGAAGGGAUUGAUGGAGAUUUUGAAUUGCAUAGAUGUACAUACAAUGUGUAUGUGACAUAUUCCUAAGAGUUGCUGUUGUACUAUUCCGUUCAAUUAUUUUAAAUCGUCAUAU
Panicum virgatum (switchgrass) is the source of this 2074-nucleotide messenger RNA. Its product is annotated as probable pectinesterase 53. Gene Ontology annotation, biological process: cell wall modification. The record is from RefSeq and is a predicted model, not a curated record. The transcript has a single exon. NCBI's taxonomy places the organism in Eukaryota, Viridiplantae, Streptophyta, Magnoliopsida, Poales, Poaceae. The coding region runs from base 136 to 1890 and encodes 584 amino acids. Gene Ontology annotation, molecular function: pectinesterase activity.